CUGGCAUGUUUUACUGCAGAGCAAGAGGAGCACACACACCGAGAGCCCCGAAAAUAACCAUAUAAAACCUUGGAGCUGUGAGACUAUAACACCAUGGCUACACACGCUAGCUUGUGCUGUCGCUUAUUCGACAGACAUACCAGCUUAACACAUUUAAGAAAACUCCUCGUCCAGUGCGUAAGCGGUAAUACCCAGCGUCUGUAUUCAGGUGCUACGCACAAGGAAAAUGAACUUGAACUUAGAGACUCGGCUUCAUCUGCUCCUAACUUCGCCUCAGCUCUCAAAACUAAGUCAAGACAGGUGAGGCUAAGAGAUGACAGCAUUCUACCCUUUUCAGCGUUUUUGACUGACAACUUUGGCCGGAGGCACAGCUACCUGCGCAUCUCCCUGACUGAGAAAUGCAACCUGCGCUGUCAGUACUGCAUGCCAGAGGAGGGGGUGAAGCUUACACCACGGGGCCAGCUGCUGUCCACCUCGGAGGUACUGACCCUGGCUCGUCUCUUCGUCCAGGAGGGGGUGGAGAAAAUCCGCCUCACUGGAGGAGAGCCCCUCAUCAGACCCGACGUGUUGGAUAUCAUCGCAGAACUGAGGAAGCUGGAGGGCCUGAAAACCAUUGCGGUGACAACCAACGGCAUAAACUUGGCCAGGCUUCUGCCCAAGCUGAAAGAAGCAGGCCUUGACCUGAUUAACAUCAGCCUGGAUUCACUGGUCCCUGCCAAAUUUGAAUUCAUUGUCAGGCGGAAAGGUACAAAAAAGUAUUUGACCCAUAAUAAGCUGCAAUACUGAAA
Molecule: messenger RNA, 788 nt
Organism: Epinephelus lanceolatus (giant grouper)
Lineage: Eukaryota; Metazoa; Chordata; Actinopteri; Perciformes; Serranidae
Source: RefSeq, a predicted model, not a curated record